Messenger RNA from Amoebophrya sp. A120, 3316 nucleotides. The record is from the annotation of a GenBank genome assembly. Lineage: Eukaryota; Dinophyceae; Syndiniales; Amoebophryaceae.
GAAAUCAUUUUAGCAGUUUUGGUUGUUUCGCUUCCGUUCCCGCCAAUUGAGUUUCAUCAAGCUUGCUUCCGGUCAGUUUUGCAGCACUGUAGUAGAGGUCACAGACUAUAAUUUGAAGAGGUUCCAACCGAUGUUUUUGUCGGACUCAAACUUCUUUUCAGUGAACGUUCCACAAGUUGCUAUUUUGCGGGAGCGGUUGAAAAUCGGAUUUAUCAGAUUGUCGGUCUAAUACCCCGCCUCAUCCCUACUAGAAAGAUGUCCGAGCGCGAAGUUCCCCCGCACGACAGCGAUACGGAAGACGACCGCGGCUACAGCAGCCCGCAGGUUUCUGCCGUCCACGGUCUGAAAACUGGUCUCGCGACGCAGCGACGAUCGAAACGGUUGCUAGCCCGCCACAUCACCACCGACUCGCUCCUCGGGCCGGUCGAGCAGCUUUCCGGCAGCAAAAUCGGGUACGAUCCGGCGAAGAGCAGCGUGCUACAGAAAGAACAGUUCUUCCCCACAACUUCCUCGAUUGUGGGGAUCGUGCCGCACGCAAGUUGUACUACAGUGACGUCGUCGCUUUUGCCGAAGACGCCGAUAAAAACGAAUGGCACCACACCGACAGUCACGUGUUCAUCUCAAACCAUAACCACGACGCAUCAUCUCGCACCCCCACCGCAUCCGAACACGGUGACAACCACCACCGUUGGGGCGGUCACGAAGAUAACCUCCACGACCCCGGGCAGCAGUUGUACGGGGACCACAAAUUUGCUCGCUUCGACGCCUUUGUUUCAGCACAACAAGAGCGGCAGCAACUUACUUGGUUUAGUACAAUCAACCGCUCCGCCAGUUCUCACCACAACGCCGGCGGUGAAACGCACGAGCGGCGCAAGUUCGAGGAAAAACACGGUGGAAUUAUUGUCGAAUGGGAAAAACGGCGCGGAGGACAAGUCCAGUUCGGUGUCGGAAAACAACAGUACUAGUCAACAAAGCAACACUCUCCCAUCACACGAGAAAAUUGUCACGGUUACGUCCGAAGACCAGAAGUGCACCAGCUACAGCAACCCGCCCGCGGGCGUCUUGAAAACGAUUCUUUCCGUGGGGGAGGACGAGGUGCCGCCGUUGCCGCAGCGGAGCUACAGCGACGAAUCGCCCCUGAAAGAAGGAAAAUUUGGAUCAUCUGCUGUGCCGGGUCUAGACGACGACGAGAUGAUCGACCGUAACCACAGUGUGCAGCUCGUGCUAGAAGAGGGAGGUUGUCUGGAUUCUAGCCAUUCCGGCGAAGAAUUUUGUGUGGAAGAAACCGGAGGAGGCGGAGGUCGUGUGAAGACGCAGAGCGGUGUCAGUCAUCCGGUCCCGCUAGUGGAAGCCUCGACAUCUUCAGGCUGCUCGCGGGAGUUGCCAUUGCUGGAAGGGGUCGUGCCAAAGAACAAAUCGGUCGAAAUGACGACCACAGCGACAGCGGUGACGACUGCGUCGGAAGCGGAAGCGAACUGUGGCGCACAGGCAGUGUCAGAGUCCAGCAAUUCACCCCCAAAAAGCGUCCUGCACGAGGAGGAAGACGGGGUGGAUAGUUGUACUUACGGCGGCGGAACGACGAAUGGGAUAAAGAACACGACGUCACAUCAUCGAACACAGACGGACGCAGUGGUGCCGCUUGUUCGCUCCUCGGCGGCAAAUCGAAAAGCCACAUCGCGCAUGACGUACUCGCUGUUGGCGGGAAGCAGACUGGAGAAGCGCCAGCGCCACGAGGAGGUGGUGACGGCAGCGCUCAGUGGGGGCGAUUUCCGCAGCUGUGUGAAGGAUUUCGUGAAGCCGUUUGUCAUCGGUAUAAUUGGAUGUCUUUGGACGCGAAUGAUCUUAUCACACUCGUGUUUGUUUCGAGUCGUUCUCUACUAUUGGUAUGCGUAUGGUGAUUGAGCAGCGUUUCUGCAAAUGAAAUAGCCAAAUUCGGACCACUCGCUCCAGGUGUGUGCGGUGCCACGUGCAGCGGGAAGACGACGUUGUGCAAUAUCUUCCGCAAGGCCCUCCGCAACGACCACCGCGUUGCCUUCAUCCCCAGUGAUGCGUUCUACAAGGACCUGGGCGACAAGGACCGAAAACUCGCGCACGCCGCCCAGUACGACUUUGACCACCCCGACGCCAUUGCGUGGGACGAGCUGACGGCCACGCUGCAGGCCUUGAAGCAGGGCUUUCAGGCGGUCGAGAUCCCCCGGUACGAUUUUUGCACGCACAGCCGGGUGAAAAACGGGUCGCACACCCGGCAAUCAGCCGACCGGAGCGGCGGCGGUGCGGGCGGCGAGUCGAUCAAGCCGGCGGACGUGAUUAUUGUGGAGGGGAUUCUGAUCUACGCGGUGGGCCCGGACCUCCGGAACGAGAUGGACAUGAAAAUCUUCGUGGACUGUGACGCCGACGUGAUCUUGGCCCGGCGGCUCCAGCGGGACAUUGCGGAGCGCGGACGGGAAUUCGACAACGUGCUGAAGCAGUACAUGAAGUUCGUGAAGCCGUCGUACGAAAACUUCAUCGAGCCGUCGAAACGGUACGCGGAUGUGGUUAUCCCGAACACCAAAGAGGCGGAAAUGGAAAAAAACAACGCGAUUCUCAUGAUGACCCAGCACAUCAAGCACCAGCUGGACAAACGGAAUUCGGCCCGACGGCUGAUGCGAGGAAUGCGGUGAAGAGUGUGUCCUCGGAUAAAACAGAAAUAUUUCAUCUACAGGCAUAUUGGCUUUUCAUCGUUCGCGUUUUUAUCCAGAAGUAAACUUUUUCAAUAGAUUUGUUUGAGAACACAAGUUAGAUGCGAUUCGCGGCCUUUUUCUCCCCCGCCCUGAAAAUCAUGACCUUUAUGCAGGGGCGGGAGAGGAGUGGAGGCGGCAGCGACGCUAAGACGAGUAGUACUUCACCUUCUGGGCGGAAAGUCAGACAUGUUGUACGAACCCGAAAUUUAAAGAAUUUAUACUAACACAGUUUUUGCACCGCGGAUCCAUUUCUUCUACUGUCUUUUUCUGGUAAAGGAAAGGAGUGCUGCGCCCGUAUAGUAUGAAUAUUCAAUGAAGUUGAAGAAGACCAAAAGACGCUGUUUACUACGUGUAUUCAAAGGGAACUGUGGCUUUUUAUCGUAUGAUCAUGCAUUAUCUACUAUACGAGAUGUCCAGCAUCUGAAAAACAAAAAGGUUCGGAAGAAGAUCUGGGCCCAAAAAUAGACGCGCAUUCGAUCAUCAGGAAGAAGCAACUGUGACUUUUUGGAUUUUGACCUUCUGUUUCGAUGUGACACGAUUCGAUUCUCAAAUUCUGUACUGCGACAGGAUUCGAGAACAAAAAACACGUGUUUGGG